AGUAAAAACAGGGUGCUCGCUGGCUGGCUGCUUGCGGUGCUCGCUGGGAAUAAUCAACAACUUGCCGGUCACUGGUCAUCGGACACCGAGGAUGGCCCUCAGCUAACCGGCCCUGUGCUACUCUGUUGUCGGGCGGAUUUACUGACAAACCACGGCUAGCUGGGUUAGCUAGCCGGCCGAGGAGCGCAUAGCAAACUAGCUAGCUGCUAGCUGCUAGCUGCUAGCCACCUAGCAUCCUCACUGGACUGAAGGCAGCAGCUAUGUUCGUGCAGGAGGAGAAGAUCUUCGCAGGGAAAGUGUUGAAAAUACACAUCUGCACCAUGGACGGGACGGAGUGGCUGGAGGAGGUGACGGAGGACACCACUGUGGAGAAACUCAAGGAGAAGUGCUUGAAACAUUAUGUGCACGGAAGUCUAGAAGACCCCAAAACACUUACCCACCAUAAACUCAUACAUGCUGCUUCAGAACGAGUCCUCACAGACACCAAAACUGUCGCUGAGGAAAAUCUCAAAGACAAAGACGUUUUGCUGCUCAUAAAGAAAAGACCGCCACCAACACCUCCAAAGAUGGCGGAAGUUAGUACAGAUGAAAAGAAGAAACAAGAUAACAAGGCUCCAGACAAAGAUGCAAUUCUAAAAGCCACCGGCAACCUGUCCACACGCCACACUGACCGCACCGUUACCCAGCACAACAUCAGAGAUUUUCAGACGGAGCUAAGAAAAAUCCUGGUUUCUCUCAUUGAAGUCGCCCAGAAGCUUCUUGCCUUGAACCCUGACGCUGUUGAACUUUUCAAAAAGGCCAAUGCGAUGUUGGAUGAAGAUGAAGAGGACCGGGUGGAUGAAACAGCCCUUCAGCAGCUCACUGAGAUGGGAUUCCCUGAGAGCAGAGCCAUCAAAGCUCUUAGAUUGAACCACAUGUCAGUCACUCAGGCGAUGGAGUGGCUCAUCGAGCAUGUAGAUGACCCCACUGUAGACGCACCCAUACCUGGCCAGGACUCUUCUGGGGCAGCGGGAGCCACGGCUGCAGCCACACCGGGGCCCUCAGUGCCGGCCUCCGUUCCUAACCUUCUCCGCAGCCUCUCCAGCCAGUCGAGCACAGAAGACAGCAUCAGGCAGGACGAGCUCACAGAGAUCUUCAAGAGGAUCCGCAGGAAACGGGAGUUCAGACCGGACUCAAGAGCUGUCAUUGCAUUGAUGGAGAUGGGGUUUGAUGAGAAGGAAGUGGUCGAUGCUCUGAGGGUGAAUAACAACCAACAGGAUGCAGCGUGUGAGUGGUUGCUGGGAGACAGAAAACCGUCCCCAGAAGACCUGGACAAAGGCAUCGACACCAACAGCCCGCUGUUCCAAGCCAUUCUGGAGAAUCCAGUGGUCCAGUUAGGUCUAACAAAUCCCAAGACCCUGCUAGCGUUUGAAGACAUGCUGGAGAAUCCUCUGAACAGCACCCAGUGGAUGAACGACCCUGAGACCGGCCCUGUCAUGCUCCAAAUAUCCAGAAUCUUCCAGACCCUCAAUCGCACAUAGAGCUUCCUAGUGACCCCCCCCACGUGUGACAGGCAGCUUGUGCGUGUGUGUGUGUGUGUGUGUGUGUGUGUGCGUGUGUGUGGAUGUGUGUUUAUCUGAGUGUGGCAGAGACACGAGUAUUGUUUUUGCCUUGUAAAGACAACGCUGGAGGGGUCUAAGUAUGAAUUAAGAUGUUACACAUAUAACUAUUUAUAACAGUACAGUAAAAACACUUAUACGAAACCAAUGUUAACAUAAACAUUAUUACAGUAAUAAUAAUAAUAAUAAUACAAAAGAUAUUUAGUAUGUUGUUUUUACAUUUUAAAGAGAACAGUUUAUAGUCAUGACAGACAUGAUUUAUUUUAAAUAAUUUCUCCACGUGCAGAAAUGACAUCAGACAUCAAUUUAAUGUUUACACUUCAAAGAGAACUGUUUUUGUAUGUUUUGCAAUAUUUAAAUAUCAAUUACAGUUUUAUCUGUCUCUUUAAAUUGUUACAUUUCAUCUGUGGUGAAUGUGUGGAAAACUUCUGUCAGCUUCACGUUUUUCUUUUUCUCCCCCACUUUGUCUUUGUCUUUUUUUUAUUCUUUUAAAUAUCAAAGUACCUGCUUCUAAUUGAGAGGCUGGUGGUCAAAGUGGAGUGUUUGUUCAGCUCGUUGAAAACAGGCGUUCAGACACAUUACCUCUCUCUCCAGUCACGCCUGCGAGGUCACCGUAAGCCGGCCGCCUCUCGGUUUAAAGCGGAGAACGUUUGUGUCCUUGAGCUUCUUCAAGAAUAUUUAUUUGACAUUUUUUUGCCUUUUUUUUUUUCUCUUCUUUUUUCUAGACAAAAGCUGUACACUAUACUGUUUGUGUCUUAGUCAUGUUUUUACAAGAAAACAAUAUAUUAGGCCUGUGUGUUUAUUGUCAAUGUGCUCUUGAAUGUCAUAUUUUAAUGUUGCGCUCAUUUAGCACUUGUUCACCUCGACGAAUAUCACUCACUGCAGCACUUACGAAGUCAAAAGAAGGGUUCAUGUCUCAAAACGCUGUAGUGGGGUGUUAAAUGAAGCUGAGCCUAAUCAAAAGGUGUUUUUUUUUUUUUUGCCUUUUUUAACCUUUGAAUUUGAAUGAUGAAGGUGCAUGCUCGCUUCUUGCUGCGAACUUGCAAGCAUCUUCACACACACACACACACACACACACACACACACACACACACACACACACACACACACA
Anoplopoma fimbria (sablefish) is the source of this 2709-nucleotide messenger RNA. It is a transcript of the gene ubac1, whose product is annotated as UBA domain containing 1. The record is from RefSeq and is a predicted model, not a curated record. Gene Ontology annotation, molecular function: protein binding. NCBI's taxonomy places the organism in Eukaryota, Metazoa, Chordata, Actinopteri, Perciformes, Anoplopomatidae. Bases 261 to 1520 code for a protein of 419 amino acids. The transcript is spliced from 10 exons.